UCCGGCGUGAGGUACAAAAAUGGAGCUACCUAAACAAUUGGGCACUUUCUCAGUGACUUCGGAUGGAUUCUUUAAUGACGAUCGAAACCUGAGGUCCUACAAACCAGUGGCCGAUCGCGGACGUCUUGAUCUCGACAAGGGUUAUGAUGCAAAGUUCGUGGACUACAAAGACGAAGAAGACGACGGCGAUUUGGACAACAUUUUGAAAUGGAUUAAAAGUCAGGACCCAAACGUUUUGGCCGGUGUGGAAUUCGUGACCAGGAGAGCUAUCCUCACCAAGGUCAUGCGCGGGCAGUGGUGGAAGUUGGCGGUGACGAAGUUCAAUGGUAUCUGGUACAUCAGUACUACUGCAGUACACGAGCAGAAGACCGGGAAGCAGCCAAGCGCGGAGAAGCAGAAAGGGGACAAAAGGAAGCUCUACUGGGGUCACAAGUUCGAGCAGUACAUGACAGGAUGCGCAGACAGCCCGGAGGGAGAACCGAACACCGUAGACCUGAAUGAAGGGUUUUACACCGUGGUGAAAUACAAGCUGAAAUCCCACUCCCUCCUGUUCUCUGCUGAGGUGGACGCGAUAGGGGAGACAGGGAGCUACGUGGAGUUCAAAACAUUCGCGAUCCCGCAAAAGAAGGAUGUCGAUCAAGAAGUUAACACGAAGUUUAAGAACUGCUGGGUGCAGUCAUACCUGGCGGGAGUGGACGAAAUAGUUUUUGGUAUCCGUCGUGACGACAAGGCCAAGGGCGUGGUCACAGAGUCCCAAACAAGGAAAAUAACCGACGGAAAGGCAGAGUACGAUAGUGACUGGAAGUCGUAUGCAGACAGAUGUGACAAAUUUCUGUCUGAAGUAAAGGACUAUGUGAAGGAAGACAAUGCAAGCAUUGUCUACCUGUAUCAACAUGGACAGAAGCCAUAUAAAGAACCCAAGGCACGCCCCUUUCUGACUGUUCUGACUGCUGACGACGAGCAAUGA
Messenger RNA from Branchiostoma floridae (Florida lancelet), 967 nucleotides. RefSeq names its product decapping and exoribonuclease protein-like. Gene Ontology annotation, molecular function: mRNA 5'-diphosphatase activity. The record is from RefSeq and is a predicted model, not a curated record. Gene Ontology annotation, biological process: nuclear-transcribed mRNA catabolic process; NAD-cap decapping. Lineage: Eukaryota; Metazoa; Chordata; Leptocardii; Amphioxiformes; Branchiostomatidae. Gene Ontology annotation, cellular component: cytosol; nucleus. The transcript has 6 exons. Bases 20 to 967 code for a protein of 315 amino acids.